Suricata suricatta (meerkat) is the source of this 11159-nucleotide messenger RNA. RefSeq names its product KIAA1549 ortholog. Bases 1 to 5655 code for a protein of 1884 amino acids. The transcript has 18 exons. The record is from RefSeq and is a predicted model, not a curated record. Lineage: Eukaryota; Metazoa; Chordata; Mammalia; Carnivora; Herpestidae.
AUGCAGUAUGGCUUUGAUUGCCUUGCAACUCACCCAGCUUUUCUUCUCUUUGUAGACGAGCUCUUUCUGGAACAGCACAACCUCUCUUUAUCCUCCGUGGAGCUCAUGAUGAAGAAAAGCACCGUGCAUAGCACUGCACCUGUGGCCUUAACAGAACCUGCUCCCGGGUCCCAGCAAAGCCCUUCUCUCCAGGUCACACCUCCAUCUGCCACUAUUUUUGAUACAGUCUUUUUUAACCCAGGAGCACUGACCCAAAGUAUGGCAGAUCAUAGUGUCUUUGUGGCCAAUUAUGUGUCGAUGACGAGCAGCGAGGUGGUCAGAGAUGAUGAUGAAAUGGAUAACUUUUUGCCGGAAGCCCCUUGGACCACUUCGCGGGCGGUGUCUCCAAUACCGCACCUCCCAGUCAGCCUGCCGGUGCUGACUCCAUCUUUACCCGUUAUUUCUCUACAGGAUGAGCAAAUGACAUCAGCCUGGCAAAACACAGCGCACCAACCAAUGGCGUAUGCCGAAUCCUCCAGUCCUUUCAGUGUGUUUUGGCCAGAUUUUUCCACUUCUGAGGGCAACCGGCCAAGUCCCAGUAGGAAUUUGGUGCUUUAUCCUACUGAUGCUGAUGGGCACUCAGCAAGCAGGACUUUGCCGGAGAUGGUGGCCUCUGGAACAGAGGAUGCAGAUACGCUUCUUUCUAGCUCCCUGGCGGCACAGCCUCAGCUGUUAGGCAGUGGCAUCACGCCACAGGCCUUUCCCUCCUGGGACGAGGUCUCCCCGCCUCCAGGGGAUGUCCCGGCCACCAGCACGCACAGGCACCCUGAUGUGAACACGGCUCUGAGUCACAGUCUGGAAGAAACCAUCUUCCCAAGGGCAGACCCUGCUGCAAGUGUGGCCCAGACAGCCCGUGCUUGUAGUCGCGGCAGCAGAGAUUCGGCUCUGUUCUCAUCUCUUGCGUUUGUGUCCUUUUCUACUCAACCAGCCGCUGUUUCUUUUAACGUCUUUCUUCCCAGCGAUGCCAGGGAAACGUCCGGAUUGCCAGGCGAGUCAGUGGUCCCAAGUCCUGUGGACGACACUCAUGUCUCCAGCCCGGCGGCGGCGUCCAGACCGUACACGUGGUGUGUGUCAUGCGCUGUGGCAUCACCUCGGCACAUGGUGUCCGCGAGCAUCGAGGAGAAGGACCUGGGAUCGGGGGAUGGUGCCGACACCCCGACCGUGACCGUGCUGGGAGCGAGCAGCAUCCUUCCGCCGAGCAGCGGAGUCGUGGACUUCCCUGAAUUUGAAGAAGAUCCCCAGGACUUUAAUACACUUUUCCCCUCCAGACCGGUCGUCCCACUUUCUUCUCCAUCCAUGGGCGUCUCCGUGACGAGCAUUGGCCUGUCGGCCGAGGUGGGGAUGUGGAGUGUCAGGACCGCGCAAGUGCAUCCUUCCCGCAGCCUCUCUGCGCCAGUGUCACCUGAUCCUGCUCCUCUGGGCUCCUCCUCUGUCCCUGGAAGCCCAGGAAUGCCAUCCAGCGUGACAGCUGCGUUUCCCUCGCUCCUCGGCAGCGUGCCCCUUGAGCCCUCUGUCUCGGGCGCAGCAAACCAAAACACACCGGUGCUUGCUUUCGGAGACCCGCGUCUUUUUAUGUCUUCUACUCGGGCACCGGCAGUGGAACCUUCUCUCUUCCUCGACUGGGAGCCUGGCAGCUCUUCUGAACAUGCCACUGGCCGCAUUUUGGAUUCUGCAUCCAGUUUUUUCUCAACCCCGGCCCUGGAUCCCAGCCGCCCGGUGUCUUCACUUUCAGAAGCACUCGCCUCUCCGUCUUUGGGGAUAUCCAGUGAUGCGUCGGCGUUCAUCUCUCAGGCGUUUUCUUCCUUAGUUGAGACACUCGCGUUGUCUGACUCCGUCAGUUUGGAGGCCCCUCCGCUUUCCGUUCCUAAUCCCAUGAACUCUGAAUUUUCGCAGCUCUGGCCAAGUUCAGACCUUCUUUCAAACACACUCGCUUUUCCUCCUGGCUACUCUGAAAUGUCCCUGCUCCCCAGCUUCCCUUCGGAGUCUCUCAAGUUCCCUGAGGUGUCCACAGUUUCACUGACCGGUCCCGAAGCUCAUCUUACCUCAGUCCUCACUGAAACUACCUCUUAUCUUGAGUGGUCACUCAUUGCCCAUGAAUCGGCAGUCACCACCCCGGUGCCCUCCAGUUCAGAGCCCACCCUCGACAUUUUGACUGUUGGGACUCACUCCCCAUCACCUCUGACUGCUUUUCCUACGACCCUCAUUUUAGCAGAAUCUUCCCUCUUUCCAACUCCGUCACCUUCCAGCAAUGAUGUCAGUGCCACGGACGAUCACACACCUGUCUUACCCUCUUUCUCCAAAGUCAUUCCCAGCACUACCCUCCUGGUCACCGACGUGUCCCCGUCGUCAGCCUCCUCGUUUGUUUCUGAGGCGAGCCCCUCACCUCCUCCUACAGAGCCAAUACCUGUGGGCCCAUCGUACACACCCACAGACUCAUCAGGGCUCGCCCCCACUGACCUGAGCGCACCCCCCACCAGUGCCACCCCUGAUGGUACUGUCGGCGGCAGCACCCCGAGCAGCAGAACCACGAGCCGGAAUCCCCACGAGAGCAGCUCUGUGCACCCGCCGCCUUCCCUUCAUCCCAUCCCCACCUCUACUUCCGAGGCCGUGGUUCCUACCCCAGCACUGGUCACCACCAAGGCGCCAUAUGUGUGUGAUAUUACAGUUCCCGACGCCUAUUUGAUCACAACCGUGCUGGCCCGGAGAGCCGUGCAGGAGUACAUCAUCACAUCCAUCAAGGAGGUGUUGAGGAUCCACUUCAACCGUGCAGUAGAGCUCAAGGUUUAUGAGCUCUUUGCUGACUUCACUUUCCUGGUAACAUCCGGGCCUUUCGUUUACACGGCAAUAUCAGUCAUAAAUGUACUUAUCAACAGUAAACUUGUACGUGACCAAACUCCUUUAAUCCUGGCCGUGAAACCUUCCUUCCUUGUGCCAGACUCCAGGUUCCAAGUGCAGACGGUACUUCAGUUUGUGCCUCAGAGUGUGGACACCGGCUUCUGCAACUUCACCCAGCGCAUCGAGAAGGGCCUGAUGAUAGCUCUGUCGGAAGUGAGCAGACACCACCCGGGGCCCCACAACCUCACCGUGCAGAUCCUGAAUAUCACCAUGGGUGCCUCGCGGCCGGCUCCGCGGCGGGGCCCCGUGAAUGUCGUCUUCGCGGUCAGGGGCCCGCAGGGGUUUCUGAACGGGACGGAAGUGAGCCAGCUGCUCAGGAACCUGAGCGUGGUGGAGUUCAGUUUCUACCUGGGGUACCCAGUGCUCCAGAUCGCUGAACUUCUCCUGGGCGUCGUCGAGAAACAGCUCCAGAAUGAAGUGUUUCAGGCUGAGAUGGAACGCAAACUGGCCCAGCUGCUCAGCGAGGUGUCCACCCGGAGGCGGAUGUGGAGAAGGGCCACUGUCGCCGCCGGGAACAGCGUCGUGCAGAUGGUAAAUGUGUCACGGCUAGAGGGAGAGGACAAUCCUGUGCAGCUCAUCUACUUCGUGGAGGAUCAAGACGGGGAAAGACUCAGUGCAGUCAAGUCUUCAGAUCUGAUUAACAAGAUAGAUAUCCAGAGAGCAGCCAUUAUCUUGGGUUACCGAAUUCAAGGUGCUGUUGCCCAACCCUUGGACAGAGUGAAGAGGCCGUCCCCCGAGUCCCAGAGCAGUAACCUCUGGGUCAUCGUUGGUGUGGUCAUUCCAGUGCUCGUGGUGAUGGUGAUCGUCGUCAUCCUCUACUGGAAACUGUGCCGCACGGACAAGUUGGACUUCCAGCCGGACACGGUGGCCAGCAUCCAGCAGCGUCAGAAGUUGCAGAUCCCUAGCGUGAAGGGCUUUGAUUUUGCCAAGCAGCAUCUGGGUCAGCACAAUAAAGACGACAUACUGAUUAUUCACGAACCAGCGCCACUGCCGGGACCCGUCAAGGAUCACACCACGCCCUCUGAAAACGGGGAUGUGCCCAGCCCCAAGGCGAAGAUUCCUGCCAAGAGCGUCCGUCACCGAGGAAGAGUUUCUCCAUCGGAUGCUGACUCUACCGUAAGUGAGGAGUCCAGUGAGAGGGAUGCAGGAGACAAGACACCAGGAAUGGUGAACGACAGCCAGGCCCUCAGAGCCCCACAGAGCGGGCCGCCGCUGCCCAGUUCGGGGAAUGAGCAGCACUCGUCAGCCUCCAUCUUUGAGCACGUGGACAGGCUCUCCCGGUCCUCGGAGGCCAGUCGGCGGGUUCCCAGUAAGAUCCAGCUGAUCGCCAUGCAGCCGAUCCCAGCACCUCCCAUUCAGCACUCUGUUCUGGCUGACCGGGUGGCAGAAACCAACAAAAUUAACAAAGAGAUCCAGACAGCGCUGCGGCACAAGUCCGAGAUCGAGCACCAUCGGAACAAGAUCCGGCUCCGCGCCAAACGCCGCGGCCACUACGAGUUCCCGGUGGUGGAUGACCUGUCUUCCGGCGACACGCGUGAGCGGCACCGCGUGUACCGCAGGGCGCAGAUGCAGAUCGACAAGAUCCUGGACCCCACUGCCAGUGUGCCCUCGGUGUUCAUAGAGCCCAGGAAGAGCUCCAGGAUAAAACGGUCUCCUAAACCACGCCGGAAACACCAGGUCAACGGCUGUCCCGGAGAUGCCGAGAAGGACAGACUCAUCACCACAGACAGCGACGGCACGUACAAAAGGCCCCCCGGCGUCCACAACUCUGCCUAUAUUGGUUGCCCAUCUGACCCCGAUCUCCCGGCCGAUGUGCAGACGCCGUCCUCGGCUGAGCUGGGGAGGUAUCCAGGCCUGCCCUUCCCCGCCUCCCAGUACGUCCCGCCCCAGCCGUCCAUCGAGGAGGCGCGCCAGACCAUGCACUCCCUCCUGGACGACGCUUUUGCCCUCGUGGCCCCCAGCAGCCAGCCCACCGGCGCUGCGGUCACAGGCCCCGGGGUCCCAGCUGUCCUGCCUGUGAACAGCACCCCUUCCCGGGACGAGAGGCGAGCCACCCAGUGGGGGUCCUUCUACAGCCCUGCUCAGACGGCCAGCAACCCAUGUAGCUCUGGGGUCCAGCACAAACACCGGGGUUCUGAAAGUUCCCCAGGUGACGCUGAUGGACCAGGUUUUGGCCCCAGUUUGCUGCCGUCUUCGGAGCUGGUGCCUUCUGAGUCCCAGCAGACCCAGGCCUCGGCUGACGCCCCGUUCGCCACCCGAGGGAUCUACCCGGAGGAGAUGCCGUCGGUGGCCCGGCCACGGCCUGUCGGGGGCACCACAGGCUCCCAGAUCCAGCACCUGACACAGGUGGGGAUUGCAAGCAGAAUUGGAGCCCAGCCGGUGGAGAUCCCACCAAGCAGAGGUGGCCAGUAUGGGGGACCAGGCUGGCCUUCCUACGGGGAGGAUGAGGCGGGCCGAAGAGAGCCGACGCACAUGCUUGGCCACCACGAGUAUUCUUCCUCGCCGCUGUUCCAGGUGCCAAGGACUUCAGGUAGGGAGCCCUCCGCUCCUCCCGGGAACCUCCCGCACAGGGGGCUGCAGGGCGCGGGGCUGGCGUAUGCCACCAGCUCCACAGAAGACCUCCAGCCCGGCCACUCCUCCGCCUCUCUCAUCAAAGCGAUCCGCGAGGAGCUCCUCCGCCUCUCCCAGAAACAGACCGCCGUGCACAACCUGCACAGCUGAUGGCCCCGCCUCGCAGAUUUGCCAAGUAUCUGCUUCCCGUGGAAGCAAGGCUAAAUGGAAAUCGACUGAGUGGGUGUUUGUAAGAGGAUGUGCAUCUCCUGGGCUCGGCGCCCACGUAAGGGAGCAAGCUGCAAUUUUAGAAGAUGCCAUAAGUCACCUGACAGCUCAUGAUGCUUUUAAUAAGUUGACGAUUUUUUGACCGCUUGGGUUUCAGUCGGAAUUUAUGUACUUUUGGCCAAAAGCCGGCAGCACUUCAUGAAGACAAACCAUAAGACUAAGCUAACAAAAAUCACUAAAUUCAUCUCCUUUUUAAAGGUAAAAGACGGACAUGCGUAGAUGGUAUAGGGAUUAAUGGAAUCCAGCGUUUCCAUGGGAAGAUGUGAUUCAGGCUGGUUUGUAUGAUGUACUUGCUGCUUUGUUUUCUGAGAAAAGAGAUUUGAAGGCAUUUUAUUAACAGCUUGAUUUUCCUCCUUUUCUCCAUAGGAACUUAUUUUAAUAGUCAUAUUAACAACAAAAAUACUAAGACUGUUUGGGAAUUUAAAAAGCUACUAGUGAGAAACCAAAUGAUAGAUUGUAGAGCCUGAUGAUUCCAAACGAAGCCAUCAUCUGCAUUUUUCCUUCUACUUCUGGUGCUACAGCUCCGAGGGCCCCUUCACCUUUAUGUCUGUGAAAUGCAAACUUUGGCUUUUUCAGCGGAAGAAUAUGUUGAGGAUUUCAUUUUGUCCUAGGGAGGGGAAAAAAACAACACAAAAAAAACCCUCCCAGCGUGGGAGGGGUAUGGUUAAUAUUUAUUUGGUUAUUCAAAAUACAUAUCAAGGUUUAGAUUUACAUUCUUAAUUGUAUUUGCUGUUUAAUUAAUUGGGCGCAUGUGACCACCAGCGGCACCCCAUUUCAGCUCAUGCCGUCAUUAAGGUCAGUGCUAGAGGAGGAGGCUCUCGGGAGGUCUUAGCUGAUCCUUGCACUUGGCUGAUGAGUUGCUCGCCAGUCACAUUGGAGUGAGAAAUCUUCCACGAGCCAAAAUCAUUUAUAAAGACUCCGAGGGCCAACGAAUCGUUACUCCCCAGUGCAUUUCUAGUAAUCACGUUCUCUGUGUUCAAGACCUAGAAAUGAAAUGGAGUUCGGUCCAUCGUCUCUGUAAUAAAUCAAGAAAUGCAAAGAGGAGCUUUGAGGGCCCACAAGGGAAAGGAGGGGGUUGUUCCCGCUUUCUGAUGUUACCGUGCACGACCACCGAGUGACUGUUAAAACCAUCUAACGUGCUUGGGGCCCGAUGGAGGGGGUCAGCUCUCUUGAGUUCACUCCUGAAGUUAACAUUCCCCUGCCUCCCGGAUUAGAGUAAGGAACAUAACAGGAAGGGCCAUUCUGCUUUUUGGCCCUUGAGUGAAACUUAGAAGAAAAACAGAUAACCGGUUUCCACUCUGAAUCCUUUUUCAUUGGAUCAGUACUAAUUUCAACUACCCACAAAUAAACAGGCACAAUUCAGGACUCUGAGGACUCAGAGUCUGCAUCAAAUUUUAAGAAGCCUGCAACCGCUGAAAUAGGUUUCCAUAGUGUAAACCCCUGGGGUCCAGGGUCCUGUCUCUGCGCGUCCUCUUUGGAGCCUGUCAGACAGUCUUAUGACACAGGGACUGUUGCUUCUGGGAAGUUCGGUGUAGCCAUUGCAUCUCUGCCCCUCUGGAAGCGGGGGGGUGCAGGCAAGGAGGUCUCUCAAGGAUGGUAAAGGAAUGGAGACCCCUUUUCAGGCAGUCCUCAAAGGCUCCAAGGAGCGUGGGAGAGAGACCCCCUGCUGGGCUUGAUUUCUUACCUCUUGGUCUUGGUUAAAUACCAGACUCUGCCCAAAAUGGAGGAUUGUCUGCAUAUGUCCCUCAGAAGUCCCAAGUUUCCUGAAUAUGUUAAGAGUUUCAGAUAUCCAAGCAGAAUUUUAUUCGGGACACCUCACAGUAAGUUCAGAUUGUGUAACAAGUGGAAUAAACGCAGGCCCUCUCUGCUCUGCUCCGUGUCGUGUUUGCACACAAUGUGCUCAGAAUCUGUACUUCCUGUGUCCGUCUCAGGAGCAGGUGUCUCUUCUCCAGGGGGCUGCAGUAGUGAUCUGGAUGCCUUUCAGAUGAACAUGAAAGGAUUCUACCUGUAAUUGUUAUGCUUAGCAUUUUGAUACACUUUUAAAUGAAUGUCAAGACCAAAGAUCACUUCUGAUAACCGGUGGUGUGCAGUGUGUGGUGUGGUGUGAGCAGGCCCAUGGAAUCACGCACUCAUGAGUUGGUCAUAAAGCACACUGAGUCUGCUCUUGUGUCCUGUAAAUGCCUGCAGCAGUCUUGUCACCAGACUGUUGUGGGGAGCACCACACCCAAAGGGGUCUCUGGACACUCAGUUAACGUGAUCUACUUAAAAGAAAGGUCCUCAUGUCGACUGUGUGUGGCCUUGGAGUUCUGAAGUGAAAGGUUACAUUUUGUGUCUAUUCUGUUUUCCUAGUUUGAAAGUUCCAGUGGUAAUAAAUAAUGCAAGCUAUAAAGUGGAGUCACAGUUUUAGAGGUGGAGAAAUGAUCAUUUUCACAGUCUACUGUGUCACCAGUGUGCUUGUUAGGUCCCUUCCUGGCCUCAGUUUCCUCAUCAGCCCAAUGAGAACAGACCUCCUCUGCUCACCUCCGAGAAUUUCUUGUUUUGAGAUUCACAUGUGAUCAUGUGUGCAAACAGCCUUUGUGGAGGAAGCACUAAGCUUGGUGAAAUGUAAGAUGCUACUGUAUGCUGUCCGUGUGAAAUGUAAGAUGCUGCACUGGGAUUGGAUGGUCUGAUAUGCUGUCAUCUACCAGCGAACGAGUUCCCAUGGACGUCACCAGAGCAAAACUAAGGGCUCCAUGUUACUCUUCUCUCCCAAUUUGCUUUAAAUUCACUUUCUUUGGCACUAAUUUCAAAACAGUGUUUAUCAAACAUCUUACUGCUCCUGAUUUUUUGCUGUUUGUGGCACCAAAAAAGUCAACACCCUGCAUUCUGAGAUCUUAGAGUCCAAGUCAGAUAGCACAGAUGGGUAUAAAAGAAGACACAGAUCCAUAAUGUGAUGUGAACAUCAAGAAGAUUCAUUGAAAGUACACAAGUGCAUUGGGUACUAGGGUGAAGGGAAGUUGCGCAUUUGGAAACCAUGGGAUUCUGGAGAGGCUCACUUGAGAAGCUUCUGUAAUGAAGAUGAGAGGGCUGGUGAGAAGGCGAGGCCAGAGCUAGGAGUGGGCCUGAGGAAGGACAUAGAAAGUGGGCGAAGCUGUCAUUGAACAUGAACUUGAUCUGCGGCAGUAUGAGGACAGGAUCCCUAACCGCACGGUGUCGGGAGUUUUAAUAAAACACGAGGAGGAAGUGGGGCUAUGAAAACGUCUUUGCAGUAAUACAGCCAGAAAAUGGCUAGGUCUGCAAAGAAGGUCUGCACGGCUAGAGAUCCGGUCUGGAGGAGGGAAGAGACAGGUACCAAGAACUGCUGGAGGAACCAAUUAUAAAGUCUGAAAAUAUUGUAAGAAUUCCACCAAGGUUUAUGGCUUAGAGCAGAUCUCCACGGUCAGCCCUAAAACCACAUUAAAUCUUUUGUGGAGCAUAGUAGGUUAUAAAUAAAUACAUUCCACUUCUUUGUAGCCACCUACACAAGUUUCACAGAUUUUAUUUAAUUUCAGAAUAUGUUUUGAUUUUGGUGGCACAUGGCUUUUGAGCAGCAGACCAAGCAGGUUUUGCCAACCAGAUUUUUUCAGGGCCUGAGGCCUUGUGAUACAAAGCAUGGAUGAAAGGGACACCUGAAGGCUUUGGGCCAAAACAGGUAAUUCUGUGCUUCAUGAGCCUCCCGUUUAACUGUGUACAGGGUCAGUGUUUACUGUAUUCGCACUUCUUACUGCUCCAGUGGCCAAACCAGUCACUGGGACACCGAUUUGCAUUUGCAGUAAUUCACACGUUAUUCAUUAAAUGAACUUCCCAUCCCCUCUCAUACUGGAUUCUUAGACAUGAAUGAGUUUGCUGGUUGAAAGGAAAGCUGGUUGAGGUUCUGGGCAGGGAAGAAGGGGGAUUCCAGUCUUAAGGACCACACUAACCUCAGCUCAAGGUGAGCUGUAGCCAUUCCAUUUCUACCUCCAAAGCCAGUCUUCAGAGCCUGCUUAUCCACAUUUGUCCCCGACGGGAGGGCGAGGGGGUCCACUACUUUACCUGCACACUGACCAUUUGAUCACAAAACACAUUUUUAUGGGAUGGUAACUUGAAAUUCAUUUUGACAUUUAAUCCAACACAUUAAUGGAUAUUCUUGUAACAAUUGAGAGGGGUUUCUAAGAGCAACUGCUGUAACGUACUCAUAAAAUGUAAUAGGCUCACACUUACUACCUAAUGAAUAAGGGGUGUGUAUAUUUCAGGUUUCUUUUGAUAUUUUUGGAGGUGACUUUCAGUGUUUAGGACUCCUUUCUGUAGUAUUAAAAAGACUUGAAAACUGAAACUUCACGGUACGAUCCUAAUUCCAUGCUUGUGUGUGUUAACAGUACAUUUGAGAAUUUAUCUUAACACGCAACAGCAUUGAAAUUUAGGAAAAGCAUUUUAAAUGCCUUUGGAAACAUGAAACAAAGUUAGGAACCCUCAAGCGAGAGAAGGAUGAAUGUCUUAAGCUGAGGUGGUCUAAUCCAAAUUAGUUUCCCACAGGGUAGUUCAUGCAGGCUCCUUGCUUUGCCUUUCUUCCUCUGGGUUUUUCUGCCCGGGGACCACUUCACAUUUAAAGAAAGAGUGGAUAGUAGAAGGGACAGAGAUACGAAUUGGAAGGAUUUGAGUCGCUCGGUCCCUGAUUCCACCGGAACUUUCUGGACAACUUGGAGCAUCCAUCGUGAAGGGUCUCACGCCCCCGAUUCAAGCAUUCAUGACUUGACUCCCUACGUGUGCAAGUUAGGAAGAGCAUAGGGCCAAGUUCAAGCCAGACACCCUGUGCUGUUCCUCUUGUAAAUGGGGGGAAAGAAGGAGGCUUUCACCAAUUAACGCGCUUGCUCUAAGCACCAGAGGGCUCAUUUCAGGAAAGGGGGUGUACACUCAGCCCUCCUCCAGAGCAUCUGCGGGGAGCAUGGAGAUCAGGCUCGUCACCCUUGGCAGGAGAGGUGGCUCAACAGAGCCGCCCUGGGAUGCCUGUUUGUCUCCUACUUUGCCAAGGUCCACGUUCCUCUGACUCUCCCUGCACUCUCCUUCCUGGACUGUGAGUGAUAAUGUACGAAAAUAUGCAGAGUAAAUUGAGGCCACUUGUGGCAUCAAUACUGCAACUUGAACUUGACAAUCAUGGUUUGCUGGUCUCAAACGGGCACUUAAAUUUCAGUGUGGGUAUAUGAUUUAGUAAUCAAACCUUCCCUUCUCUGUCAGUUAUGUUUCUACCCUUCAAUUAGCUGCACUGUUUUCUAAUGUGCUGUAGAGUUUUUGAAAUAAUUUAUGCAAGUGUUUGGUUUCCAUGUUUACAAUUUAUACUGCUUUCCUAGCAUUUUAAAUGGAAAUGUCAAUAAAUGCUAUGAAUUGGUGUCAAA